Messenger RNA from Pleurotus ostreatus (oyster mushroom), 672 nucleotides. RefSeq lists its product as uncharacterized. NCBI's taxonomy places the organism in Eukaryota, Fungi, Basidiomycota, Agaricomycetes, Agaricales, Pleurotaceae. The record is from RefSeq and is a predicted model, not a curated record. The transcript is spliced from 5 exons. Bases 1 to 672 code for a protein of 223 amino acids.
AUGAUCCAAUUACCUGUACUAUCCGCGAGCGGCCACCAGGUUCUAGACAGGAUCUUCCCUCCACCACCUUCGGAUCCGCCAGUGACUGCAGAUGUGGCAAAAGCUUGGUUCUUGGCCUAUGAGACUGCAAGGUUGUACGAACACCAUACUGGCGGCCCCUUCAUCACCCAUGAAGAUCUUUGCAAUUCAGCAGUAUAUGCCGCACAAAUCAUUGGUACUAGAACUGUGCAGCUGGAUCUGGUGGCUGCGUUACGAGAAGCCCUAGCCCCUGUUGAAGCUCGCCUUCAUGCGGAUAUGCAAGGUCUUCGUGCGGAGAUGCAAGGCCUUCGUGCGGAUAUGCAAGGUCUUCGUGCGGAUAUGCAACAGGUUAGGGAAGACCUCGGUAAAGAGGUUAGGUGCAGCAGGCGUCUCGCUGCCAUUGCUAGGAACAGCAAUAGCCCCUCCGGUGCCUUUGAAAGUGUUCCGUUUGCUAAUUUUGAUGAUCCUGUCACUGCACCUCACAAUCUCCCCUCCCUCCACUCAUUGGAUGCAGUCAACGGGCUAGAGGACGAGCCCCUGAGGGCAUAUGUUAGCGGAUAUUACCCUGGUACUGAAGCUGCUAACAUCGCAAGAGCUCAGUGUAUCAACCUUGUUCUUACUGCCAUCGGUGCAUUCAAGCAUACACGCGUGUAA